AUGACGUUCAACUUCAGCUCGGACUUGGUGUGCUACUCCCUCAGCAUGAACAACAACGUGCCCACCUCCACACUAGACAUGAACCACUACUACCCGUACCGCCAGCAGAACGGCACGGCAGACCAGCCGCAGCCGCUGGGCCCGCCAGCUGCGCCAUCGCAGCAGCAGCGCAGUGGCGCUCAGGCAAACCCGCCGCAGGCACCGGCAUCGGUAGCAAAGAAACCGUCUAAACUCGACGUGCUGAUCCAAACAGCAACCUCCGUGGACCUGGAUUCGUUUCUGCCGUCCACCAUCUCCUCCAAUGAGAAAAAGAGAAAGCUGUCCUCCUCGUUCAAUUUGGAGUACCUUUGCAACCAGGCAGAGAAAGAGCUUAACUCCUCGUGUUCAUCCGCGUCGUCCUCUUCAUCCUCCUCCUCAUCCUCAUCGUCGUCCUCUCUGGCCUCCGUCUCAGAGCUCUCGAAACUCCAGAGCCAGAGCGGCCAGCAGUUGAAAAAAGCAAACAAAAAGUCCAACCGAAAAAAUUCCAUCUCCACCAAGGGCCCAAAGGCGAAUCUUCACCAACCACACCAAAAGCAUGUUCCACCUCGAUCUGCAGACCUCAGCCAACAACAGCAGCCGUCGGCUGCAUCAACAUAUGGUGCCGCUCCUAACCCUCUAGCAAUCAAAUUGGCGUCUCCUUCCACCCACACAAAGAGACAGAGAUCCGGACCUUCGUGUGAUUGUUGCCGCUCUCGUAAAAUCAAGUGUGACUCCGAGAUUUUCAUACUGUCAGCGCUGGAUACGAUCAAUCUCGCUGAAAACGUCAAGCCAAAAGUCAUCAAUUCUCAUAUAGCCCAUUGCGACUUCAUCUCCAUCAACCCUAAAUCCGGCUACCAGUACUACAAAAUCAUCAAGGACGAAGAGCAUGCCCUCAACAACAAGCUGACAUCGUUCAACUAUUUGCAAUUCAAGCCCUGCUCCGCUUGCAUGUCCAAAAAGCUGAAGUGUUGCUUCUCAAAGGGUUUCACCAGAAACGAUAUAAUCAAAUUCAACAAAACCGAGAAGAUGAACGGUACUCCUAACACUUUCCCUUUCACGAGUGCAACCCCAACGGCUGAUUCCUCGGUCUUGCCAUCUCCUUCAACAAGCAUACCGGCUUCUCCACCUUCAUCUGCAGCAUCCUCAUCUGCUUCAAUCCCAACAUCAACGUUCCCGUCCUCCCAAACCUGCUCUUUUUCGGCAUCGGGCCAAGAUAAUACCUCUUUGCCAAGCAAUUCCCAAAUUUCUGUCAAGCUCGAAGUUCCUGGCGAUUCUUCGUUUAUCUCCGCCUCUAAAUCUAUUUCGUCUGCUUUACCUACUCCUUCACCAACACCGGCAGUGCUGAAUAACAACAUCCUUUCCUCCUCAUCCAAUGCAGCUGCCAUCCUGCAGACCACCUCUUCUUCCCCUUCUGCCCCACAUCUAGCGGUGCCGAAUGGCAUGGCCGUUGAUCGGGCUCUAAUUUACACCCCUCAUCUUCGUGACUCAUCUUCAUUGGACAUGGUGAAGCAUGAGUCUCAACCUCAAACUCAGCCUCAAUUUCAACCUCAGUUUGGGAAAUUUAAUGAAUCCUUGAAACCUCCAAAGUCAACAGAACUUAAGGAUAAGGAAAAGGAAAAGGAGAAGGAAUUAGAAAAGGAAAGAAAGUCAUCGAAAAAGACAUCAUGCAAAACAUGCAGGUUCAAGAAGAUUAAGUGUGUCAAAAUCGACGGUUCUGACAGAUGUGUCUAUUGUAAUAAAAAAAGUAUUUGCUGUUUAUUCGAAUAA
Pichia membranifaciens NRRL Y-2026 is the source of this 1785-nucleotide messenger RNA. RefSeq lists its product as hypothetical. Gene Ontology annotation, molecular function: DNA-binding transcription factor activity, RNA polymerase II-specific; zinc ion binding. Lineage: Eukaryota; Fungi; Ascomycota; Pichiomycetes; Pichiales; Pichiaceae. The transcript has a single exon. The record is from RefSeq and is a predicted model, not a curated record. Gene Ontology annotation, biological process: regulation of DNA-templated transcription. The coding region runs from base 1 to 1785 and encodes 594 amino acids.